AUGUUUUCAUUCUCUCGUGUGGUUCUUGCUUCCACCGUUCUCCUCUCGCCAAUGGCCACUCUCGCUCUCAACACGGUUGAACAAGCCAAGCAAGAUGCCACUGGACUCCUCAGAUGCUGGGAGCCCACCGAAGAUGGGAACUACUCUUUGAGCAAGCCUGUUUUUGAACUGUGCUCUUAUAUGCCUGCCGCCAACAACUUCGAGUCAUUCCAUGUGAAUGGAGUUGAUAUGUCUUCCGACAACUACGAAAACAUGAUAAAAAUGUUUGAAGAGCAACACCCGAAACACGCUUUGGUCAAUCUGUGCCUUCAAGAGGCGUAUCAACUGCAGAAGCCAGCAAUUCCAUCGCAAAGUUUGAUCCGAUGCAUCUGCAAGCGGGAUGUAACCUACCGGUGCCGUUCCUUCAAUUUUUGGAUGCAAACAAGAAAGUGA
This is a messenger RNA of Caenorhabditis briggsae, 432 nucleotides long. The record is from RefSeq and is a predicted model, not a curated record. The coding region runs from base 1 to 432 and encodes 143 amino acids. NCBI's taxonomy places the organism in Eukaryota, Metazoa, Nematoda, Chromadorea, Rhabditida, Rhabditidae. The transcript has 2 exons.